AUGGGUCUUACUGCUCGGAUAUUUGACGCCUUUCAAAACUCUCAUAUCAUUUAUGUUUCUUUUUCAAAAGUCUCACCAGCAGUCAUAUUGAAUGCGACCAAUCUGGUGGUGAUCGCCAUAUGUUCCUAUGUAUUCUACCAAGCGUUUUUGAGUCCCUUGGCAAGGUUUCCCGGGCCAGUCCUGGCGAAGUUUACUGGACUUUGGAGAAGCUACCAUUACUGGCGUGGUACUUGGCACGAUGACAUCCUCAAACUACAUAACACUUAUGGUCGCGCUGUACGCAUCGCCCCAAAUGAGCUUAGUCUUGUCGAUGCAGAGGCAAUCAAGCAACUGUACAGUCAUGGACACCAUGCAAAAAAAACAAAGUGGUAUUCAGUCUGGGAUGUGCGAAACGCUGGUGCAAAUGUUUUUUCCACACAGGACAACAAAGAACACGCCUUUCUUCGCAAGAGGCUUUCCGGCGCGUACUCCAUGACUUCAAUCCUGAAGUUUGAACAAUAUAUCCAGAGUUGUCUAGACCUUUUCAUGAUCCAAAUGCAGAAGCAUGUAGGGUUGGGUAAGCCAGUGAACAUGUCUGAGUGGACAAAUAUGCUCGCCUUUGACGUUGUGGGUGAGUUAGCCUACGGCUCACCUCUAGGACAGCUGGAAUCUGGGACCGAUACCUUGAAUAUUCGCUCAUCGAUCUAUCAAUAUUUUCAAUGGGGGUCCAACCUGGGUCACUUCCCUGGCCAAAUAAGCCUGCUCCAAAACCCCUUCGCAUCUUCUAUCAGAAGAUUUCUAGGGCUGGCUGAUGGUCCUGUUCACUUCCAGAGGUGGAGCAGUGAGCAAGUUCGAAAGAGACAGGAAGGAAAAAAUAUCUCUGAGCGAAAGGAUAUGCUGUAUCAUUUCAUAAACAUGAAGGGCCCUGACGGCGCCCCUGCCUCCCAUGGGGAGAUUCUCAUGGAGACUCUGAAUAUCGUUGGAGCCGGAGCGGACACAACGUCGAUUGGAAUGCGAUCAACACUUCACUACAUAUGCUUGAAUCCUGAGCGUUACGCAAGAUUGCAGGAGGAAAUUGACACUUACUACAAAGACAAUACCCUCACAUCACCCAUUACGUACACCGAUACACUGAAGCUACCGUACCUUUGCGCUGUCGUGAAAGAAGCAACUCGCCUUCUCCCGUCCAUUGUCUACCAGCUACUUCGACAUGUACCAGAGCAAGGCCUCAUGAUUGACGGCAAAUCCAUCCCGCCCGGAACCCCAGUAGGAGUCAGCCCUAUUGCGCAGAAUCGCGACCAGGCCAUUUGGGGCGCGGAUGCUGAUAUCUUCCGCCCGGAGCGGUGGCUUGAAGAUGAGCAAAUGGCGAGAAGGUACGAGGUUGCAAAUAUGACAUUUGGUGGAAAUGGACCACGAAUGUGUAUUGGCCGCAAUAUCGCCCUGGUCGAGAUUCACAAAUUCAUCGCACAAUUGCUGAGAAACUUUGACGUGGAAUUGGUCAACCUAGAGGUUCCAUGGCGCAUCACCAGUGUAUGGUUUGCAUUUCAGCACGAUAUGAAUGUGAUUUUGAAGCCUCGUACUAUUCCAUGCGGUUAG
Molecule: messenger RNA, 1575 nt
Organism: Penicillium concentricum
Lineage: Eukaryota; Fungi; Ascomycota; Eurotiomycetes; Eurotiales; Aspergillaceae
Product: cytochrome P450
Exons: 3
Coding region: 1-1575 (524 amino acids)
Molecular function (GO): iron ion binding; heme binding; monooxygenase activity
Source: RefSeq, a predicted model, not a curated record